AUGUACGCUCUAUUCAUGGGGGGCCUUGCUUUGUCGCUGAGCUCAAGCACUCGGGUCAUCGGCUCUGUCCUGUGUUUGUCCCUCUUCGGAACGUUUGCGGGGCUACGAUGGUUAUUGUCCAGAUUCUUCGUCUCGUACUGCGAGAAUAGCCUGAGAGCCGACUUGGUCGACAUCGGGAAACACUACUGUGUCCCGGAGUCAGAGGGGACAAGGAACGCGCCGAGUAGUGCCAGCUCUUUCUGGGUCGUUGAGGCGUAUUCUGAUGUAACGGAAUAUUGUGAGAUAGUUGGGACGGUGGGAUUGGACUCGAGCACGAAUGACGACCAGACUACCGCAGAACUCCGGAGGAUGACCGUCUCGCCUCACCACCGAAGGCUAGGCAUCGGGCAAUUGCUAUUGAUCACCCUCAUCGCUCACGCGCGGGAACGGGGGCUGUCUUCGGUAUUUCUCACGACGACUAAUCAUCAGGCUCCUGCUAUUCGACUGUAUGAGAGGAUUGGUUGGGUCGUCCAGCGAAGAGCUGCUGUUUGUAGACUGCUUCCGACGUUUGAGCUUGCUCUUGUUGAUAUGAAACUCGAUCUGACGAGGGACUAG
Laccaria bicolor S238N-H82 is the source of this 594-nucleotide messenger RNA. RefSeq lists its product as uncharacterized. NCBI's taxonomy places the organism in Eukaryota, Fungi, Basidiomycota, Agaricomycetes, Agaricales, Hydnangiaceae. Gene Ontology annotation, molecular function: N-acetyltransferase activity. The transcript is spliced from 2 exons. The record is from RefSeq and is a predicted model, not a curated record. Bases 1 to 594 code for a protein of 197 amino acids.